Molecule: messenger RNA, 1734 nt
Organism: Onthophagus taurus
Lineage: Eukaryota; Metazoa; Arthropoda; Insecta; Coleoptera; Scarabaeidae
Source: RefSeq, a predicted model, not a curated record
UAACCUAUAAUAUUUAUAAAUAAUUAAAAUUUUGGAAUAAUGGAACCAACUAAAUCACUUCCGAGUGGAAAAAUAAGGAAAGGGUUAUUAACACCUUGUAGAACAAUCGGGUUAUCAAGAAAAUAUUUAAUUGAAACUUUUAAAUCACCUUUAAUUCAAGAAAAUUUAGUUUUAAGUACAGAAUCUCCUAAGAAAGAAACUGCUGUUUUAGUGAAUCCAGAAGAACCAACUAAACCUCUUCCGAAUGUAAAAAUAAGGAAAGGAUUAUUAACACCUUGUAGAACAAUCGGAUUAUCAAGAAAAUAUUUAAUUGAUACUUUUAAAUCACCAUUAAUUCAAGAAAAUUUAGUUUUAAGUACAGAAUCUCCUAAGAAAGAAACUGCUGUUUUAGUAAAUCCACAACUCAGUUCAACAUCUGUUCCAAGUAAGCAUAAAGGUGAUAAUUUAAGUGGUAAAAAAGCAAAAAAGAAUAAGAAGACUGCUGAAUCUAAUGCAAAUAAUGGUAAAACGAAAUUAAUUGAGGAAGAAUUAACUAAGGAAAAUAGUUCUUAUUUAAACGUUUUGGGUCGUGAAUUAUUAGAAUUAGAUGAAAUUGAUGAAAAUCAAACUGUUAUAAAAAAACAGGAACUGAAAUCACCUUUAAUUCAAGAAAAUUUAGUUUUAAGUACAGAAUCUCCUAAGAAAGAAACUGCUGUUUUAGUAAAUCCACAAUCCAGUUCAACAACUGUUCCAAGUAAGUGUAAAGGUGAUAAUUUAAGUGGUAACAAAACAAAAAAGAAUAAGAAGAUUGCUAAAUCUAAUGCAAAUAAUGGUAAAACGAAAUUAAUUGAGGAAGAAUUAACUAAGGAAAAUAGUUCUUAUUUAAACGUUUUGGGUCGUGAAUUAUUAAAAUUAGAUAAAAUAGCUGAAAAUUAUACUAUUGUAAAAAGACAAGAACUUAGUGAAUUAAAAGUUACUCUAGUAAGAUUACCUUUGGAUAACCAGAAUUUAAAAAAAUCGGAAAAUAAUAAUGUAGUUAAAUGUGAUGAAGACCAAAAAGUUCCAAAGAAAUCUUUAAAUAAGAAGUCUGGAAUAAUAGCAAAGAUUGUAACUCCUGUAAAAUCUUCAAAAUCUCAAAUAACUGUUACUCCAAAAACUUUAUUGGUCGAAUUAGAAACAAAACCAUUAUUAAAUUCGGUAACAUCAACUUCAGAAACAAAGUCACAAUUAAAAUCGCACACACAAAGAUCCAUCGAUCUUGAAAAAAUGAACAAGAAAAAAAAAUUAGCCAAGAAUUCUUCGAAAUUAUCAUUAAAGAAAACAAUGUCCGACUCCUUUGAAAGUGAUGAUGAGUUUUUAAAAGAACCGAAAAGUACUCAAAGUUUAAAGAAAGCAAAACCUAUUAAUAAAUCUGGAUUGAUUGAGAAAAUUAUUAAAUUACAGAAAACGGUGAGUGAAAAAGAAUCUAUUCUUGAACGUCAUAAACAAGCAGAAAUUUAUCGUAAACUUCACAACGUUAAUAAAUUAGCGGAAUUAAAAUCAAUGUGGACGCAUGGAUGUAAAAUUGCAUUGCAAGAUCUUUUGGUAAAAUUACGAGAAAUUGAUCCCAAUUUUGAUAUGCCAAAAUUACUGACUAGAUUAAAAGCGCCUGCUGGGUUACUUAAAUAUAAUGAAGAAAAUUGUGAUUUUGAAUAACUGUUAAUUACGUAAUGUUAAUUAAAAUCAAUAAUAUGAUUUUGUUUAGAUAAAGUUAUU